AGGAGAAGAAGAAAGGUCAGGGGGCACGGGGCGGAGCUUGCUGUUAUAGUACGUGUGCUUCUGAGGAGUUAGCUUGUUUUCCAGUGGGCUAUCGUUACGUUUGAAACCGCCCGUGAAUCAUGGUAUUACUAGAAAACGACUCGUUUCUGACGGAGCUCACACGGUUGUUCCAGAAAUGUCGAAACUCUGGUAGCGUGGUAAUCACAUUAAAGAAGUACGAUGGGAGGACCAAACCAAUUCCUAAAAAGGGACAAGCAGAUUCGUUUGAACCAGCAGAUAACAAGUGUCUUAUCAGAGCCUCUGAUGGAAAAAAGAAAAUUAGCACAGUGGUCAAUACCAAAGAAGUAAUCAAAUUUCAAAUGGCGUACUCCAACCUCCUCAGAGCCCACAUGGAUGGACUUAAGAAGAAGGAUAAGAAAAGCAAAAGCAAGAAAACUAAAGCCACCCAAUGAGCAAAAGACUCUACCUCAUUGUCUCUAGUCUGGCCGGUACCACCUGAAGGAGGAAGGAGGGGGGGGCGAUGGGCUCGCAGCGGGCCGGAUUCAUCUUUCGCCCCCUCUGGCGUCUCCCAUUACCCUGAUGGCUCAGAGGCCACCGUCGGUCCACCUAGUGACUGCUUUGAUCUCAUGCCAUCGUUUGCACGAUAACGUCUUACUUCCGGCCAUUCGGUGAAAUGAAAAAGCAGCAACGUAAGAAAAGAACAUGGAUGUCACAGUGAGAAGCUCUUGAGCCGAAACGCAUCCGUGUGAGAUCCAGGUUAUCAACAGUCGUGUCAAAUAUGAGGGGGCCACAGGGUUGAUGCUUGAUUGCCUUUCAUAAUGUUUUGUACAACUCUCAAUUUGUAACUGCAGGAUUUAAUUUAAUUCCCUGUAAAAAAACAAAACUAUCACAAAUAAUUUAAACACUACCGAUGCCAUAAUGAGACUGUUUAUUUUAACAUGAAAUACCUUUUGUUUCAUGUUUGAGACCAAGGUAUAUCUUUCCUUUUUUAAAGGUGUAUUUUUUUUUUUUUUUUUGGCCAGUUAACUAUCGGUAGAGCAACCCUAUUCACUUUGCCCUGGUAAAUUGAAAUAUGUAUAUAGGAAAGCGAUUUGUAAUGAGGCUAUCAUAGAGUUAAUUUGGUGGGGAAACAGCUCUAUAAAGUACAUUUACUGAAAAUGGCGUCUAACUUGUGCACAGUCAUUGGAUUUUACCACAUUUAUGUUUCAAACUCAUUUGAAAAGUGGCCAUACGUUUUGUUGGUUCAAGUGCAACUCCCAUUCUCCAUAAAAGAUGUGUGUAAAAGUUUUAACUGAGGGGUAAAGUGUUCUAGGUUGAACAAGACAUCUUCAUGGUGUACUGCUAACAAUGAUGGAGUUGUCAAUUCAUGUAAGCCACAACAGUGUGCUUCUUCUGAAAAGUCCUUUUACUGAAUGACUUGGCGGUUGGCUUCAUAAGGCCGUGUUCCUCUUGUCGGGCCGCGCCUUCGGGGAGGUGGAGUCCUGCUGAAGGCGCAUUCGUUCCUCUUCCUGGUAACCUUGUUUCAUUAAGCCGGUCACGUACAGGAACAUGGUCUGAAAUGCAUAAAA
Gadus chalcogrammus (walleye pollock) is the source of this 1568-nucleotide messenger RNA. RefSeq names its product signal recognition particle 14 (gene srp14). Bases 120 to 452 code for a protein of 110 amino acids. Lineage: Eukaryota; Metazoa; Chordata; Actinopteri; Gadiformes; Gadidae. Gene Ontology annotation, cellular component: signal recognition particle, endoplasmic reticulum targeting. Gene Ontology annotation, molecular function: endoplasmic reticulum signal sequence receptor activity; 7S RNA binding. Gene Ontology annotation, biological process: SRP-dependent cotranslational protein targeting to membrane. The transcript has 5 exons. The record is from RefSeq and is a predicted model, not a curated record.